Aegilops tauschii subsp. strangulata is the source of this 1461-nucleotide messenger RNA. RefSeq names its product nudix hydrolase 13, mitochondrial. NCBI's taxonomy places the organism in Eukaryota, Viridiplantae, Streptophyta, Magnoliopsida, Poales, Poaceae. Gene Ontology annotation, molecular function: pyrophosphatase activity. Gene Ontology annotation, cellular component: cytoplasm; nucleus. The record is from RefSeq and is a predicted model, not a curated record.
UUGAAACUCAUAGCUAAAGCCUCCUCUUAUCAGCUCGGUCGCUCCUCCCGGAACGAACCCAAUCACGCAAGCGAAGAAGCGACCGGAGCACCACACGCACCGGCCCUCGUAAUUGCCUCGAUCUCCAAUCAUAGGCCGGCUCGAGGUGCCGCGCUAUUCAACGGACCUCUCCCUUUGUUUACUACUCCCGCCCAAAUCAUUCGCAGUUUUCUCUCCUCCCCUCUGUUUCGAAGAAUCAGACCGAGCCUAGCUUCCUAGUUGUUGUGUGGUUGGGCGGUGCUGGUGCGUUAAUGGCGGUUGACCUCCUCUUCCUCCUCGCGCCUUUAAAUUGCGCGGGAAGAAGCGCCAGUGGUGAGAGCCGCAGAUAGCCAGUUUGCUGCCUCCUCCCCAACUCCUUUGCUCCGAUUGAGUCUCGCCUGGGCUCUCUGUUCCGUGUUCUGUUUCUGUUUCUGCUCUUCAGCAGCAGCCGCUGCUUCUUGUCCCUUCUUUCCUGACGCGGCAAUGGCAUCGGAGAAGCUCGUGGCCAGGAAAGGCAGGCUCAGGCAGCGCUACGACAACGAGUACCGCCUCGUCGCCGGGUGCGUUCCGUACCGCGUGGACAAAGAUGGGCAGCUCGAGGUUCUCAUGGUCUCCACAGCCAACAGGGACGAUCUCGUCUUCCCCAAGGGCGGCUGGGAGGACGACGAGGACGUCUAUGAGGCGGCAUGCCGCGAGGCGCUGGAGGAGGCCGGAGUCAGGGGCAACAUCAAUAGAAACCCGCUGGGCUUGUGGGUGUUCAGGAGCAAGAGCAGACAGAGCCUGGGCCAGAGCAGCGACAGCCCGCGGGGCGCCUGCAAGGGCCACGUCUUCGCGCUGGAGGUCACCGAGGAGCUCAAGCAAUGGCCGGAGCAGGAAACCCACGGAAGGCGGUGGCUCUCCCCAGCGGACGCGUACGGGCUCUGCCGGUACGACUGGAUGCGCGAGGCGCUGACGGCAUUGAUGGACCUUUGUUCGACGGCAUCGUCGUCGAUCCCUGUAGCGGCGGCGGUGGCCGUGAGCACUGCGGCGCCGGAGCUGAACGAGCACGCUGGCAUGUGCAUAAGCAUGAUGCUGAUGAAGCCGGUGGACUCCGCGGAUCGAGCGGUGGCGCUGUGCUGAUCCUUGCGGCGCAUGCAGAUGAACUGACGACAGACUGCAGGCGAAGCUAAUAAGCAGACAGAAAUAUCAUCUGAUAAGACAUUUGAACAUGUUCUCUUUUCGUUCUAAUCAGUAAUUAGCUAUCGUCGUAAUUACUGAGUGUCAUCCGUCAUGUAUGAUCAAUUCCUGGCCUCUGUUGAUUGCCAACUUGUAUGAUCGAUCCGUGUGUUCUGUAAUGUUAUCAAGUCUUAGGGCCACUUGAUUAAGUCGUCUUGUAAAUGUUUGCUUCCGUUCCUCAAAUGCAUUUUCUGAGCAACAAGAAUAUUUGUGAAUAGAGUUUUAUUA